Messenger RNA from Dermacentor andersoni, 1940 nucleotides. The record is from RefSeq and is a predicted model, not a curated record. Lineage: Eukaryota; Metazoa; Arthropoda; Arachnida; Ixodida; Ixodidae.
GUUUGCGCCCGUUGCACGUCUGCCAAAAUAAACACUCACUAAAGUGUAGAGGCAAGUUCAUAAGAAUUUUGCUAGCCUCUGAGGACAGUAUACUCUGGCGGCAGCUGGAACGCCAAGCGACCGGGAGAAUUCGAGUGGUUGAAAACGGCAUUAUGCAUUCACUGACCAGCUUUGUUGUGGUCUUUUCCAUGGUGAUAAUCCUUGCUUCCGCAGCUAACGAAACAGACUGCGUCUUUACUGACCUGGACUUGCAUGGUGCUUUGACAAGUCUUAUCACUCAGCUAUCAAAGCGGGAAGAGUAUGAAAGCAUGACGAGCAUCGGCCCAUCCUCGGAUAUUUUUGAUGUUGAGUGCUGCAGCUUGCGGGGCCUCCGGUGGCUUCGCCAGUAUGGACCACUGCUUCCUUACUGCGUCAAUGGCACACGCAAAUUUCAGGUCGACCUUGUCCACGAUGGUCCCAUUGAGAUGAUAAUGACUUGGUGGUGGCACAGUGACAGCAGAGGAACACUGACACUCGGCACGCUAUUAUCGCGCUUUACCCUGCAAUUUCUCGUUUUGGAACAGCCACUCGGAAAAACAAUCGCCCUUAGGUUGGAAAAUCCUCCCGUUCCUGUGGCCACAGAAAUGACUUACGUUUCGGUUGAAGGUGCUGGGGAAACCGUACAAGCAGUGGUUGCAUUCUGGAACAAACUUCUGCCCUCAGUGACGCAACGUGUCUGGAACGAGUAUUUCUUUGGACAAUUGCGUAAUGCCAUCGAUGACGUUCAACUCGGUUUCUUUCAUUCACAUGAAGAAGACAUUUCACAAGAGGACAGCUUAACUGAGUACCAUGAGCAUACCGGAUUUGAAGCGUGAACUUUAUGAACGGUGUCCUAGAAACGCCAGGGAACGCACGGGGUGCCGCACAUGGCUGCUCACAUAUACGGCAACUUCGCAAUGGUCGGAUAAGCAAUGUGAACAGCCAGCGAAUUUCGGGUUUUGUGUUAGCUUCGAAGCAUGAUCUAUGUCCACCAUUUCUACGGUUGACUGUCAUGACGUGCUUCAGAUAAGCGGCCAGCAGUGCGAAAUUAUCAGGAUAUAAGUAGCUGUUCAUAUUUGUUUCAGUGCAGAGGUCGUGCUAUACUUUACGUAUGUAUGAAAAGAACUAUUCCUGUGCAAUGAAUAUAAAAUGCUGACAAAUAAAGCUUUCUCUAUGCAAAUGAAAAAUAUAGUUGAAGGCUGUAAAUUAGAAUAACCUCUCUCCAUAUGAAGUUUGCAAAAGGAUACACUGCUCAGCAGGACUCACGUAAUUCUUUUAUCAGCGCUUAGAUAUAAAAUAAAUAGAAUGUUUUUUCCUGACUUCUCUAAGCAUACAUGUAACAAUAUUCCACAUGUAAAGAGGGGGGCAUUUUUGCACACGGGCGCUACUUGGCGUAGAGCUGCAUGAUCGGCACGAUUGGUGGACACGAAUGAGGGCAAACUACAUAUUUUCGUAUUCAUGGAAUAUUUGCUAGAACUUCAAACAGCCACAGCUAUAAGCAGGUUGUGUUUACAGGUUCAAAAACCACUUAGGAUUUGAAGUGCACCAUAUCACUCAGCCUGGCAUGUGACUGUUCCUCCCAUUAAUGUCAGGCAGACGGAAUACUUCGUCGGCCUAAACCAGCGCUCUCCGUGCUUGAAAUUUGACCUAGCAUCAAUAUCGUCAGCAUGAAUCGUUUGUUGUUCGAUGAAGCCAUGCCGCAGCUGAGCUGUAGUAACGCCCCGCGCGAUUAUUCCAAUAGCGCAAGCACCAAAGACGGGAGAGGGUCCAACUCUACCACACUGUGAACGCACGCAAAUCUUCGCGCGUGGACACCAUAUCUUGUAUUAGUCACAGGGGACAUGUAGUCGCUCUUGACUUGUAGCGCGUAGAAAACGUGGUGUUUAGAAGCAUCUGAACAAUAAAAAUUAUACAGCAAGCAA